AGGCCUGCAUAUAAUUGCGCUACAUGCUACAGCUGCUCUGAACAUAAUCAAUCUUGCUGAAAUAAGUUGUGCAGAAAAUUUAUUGUAGAACAAUGCGGAAUGAAAACCAAAACAACAUGAAGCAGUGAUGACCUCCGUCGAGGACCUCGUGGUGUGGAAAGUGAAGGUUUCAGUUCUUUCUUGUGGAGGUUGACAAAAAAGCUGCACUGCGCCGUCGAAUGUGGAUCUCGCGAACCACAGCAGGAAUUUCUACGUACCGGAAAUCAAGUGACUUACAAGUAUGGUGCGCCGGGCAGUUUCGCAGGAGGGCGUGGCUGUUUCACGUGGUAUAGGUUCACAGCGAUCGACGGAGCUAGCAGGACCUCCGACAGCACCUCUCAUUUCGCCUGCUGUCCGAAGCGGACGGUGUUCAUUUGUUGCGGCUAUCAUAAGGGCUAGUACUCCUGCUCCUGCAGCAUCGCAAAAAUGAUCGGUCGAGGUUCACAAGGAAAUAAAGCGUGGUGUAGUUGUUGAGAUACACACGUCGCGGACGAGAAGUUCACGAGCUCCUCGGUGCCACCAGGUGCUGUCUUCACCCCCGCAGCCGCUCUUCAUCUCGUUCCACGGACCUUGCUUGCCAUGGCAGCAGCUUCUAGCAGCAACAAUAACAUCAAUAAUCUAGUACAACUUCCCGCUGGUGUUGCUGGUACUACUACGUCCUCUUCCAGCACGAUGGCUACUGCUCGCGCGGAGCUCGGGCUACUCUCCUUUCCGCCGGACGCCGCCUUCCCGAUUGCACGCAUUCACACGUUGAGGCGCCAUGGGUCGCAGGUUUGCGUGCUGGGGCAGAAUAUGCGUUGCAAAUAUGUCUGGGUCUGCAAAGUUGGAACUUGUGAUGCUGCAUUUGGAUUCUGCAAAAAUCUGUAUUCCAUGAACAGCAAAAGAGGUCCAGUUUUUGCCACGGCUAGAGGGCAACAUUUCUCAUGCGGUAUAGGCAUCAGGAAGCUCUCGCUAAAUCUGUGAUGCUAGGGCAUGCAUCACAGACAGUAGGAGUCAUGCAAAAUUUGCAUGACAACGACAGGCAUCCUUCCAGACCCAGACAUAUUUGCAUUUUAUACAGAACGAGCUCGCUGUGUGCUCGAUCACCGGCGGGAGUGGUGGUUGUGGGCCAUCAAACAGCACCGGUCGGCAGCCGGCUGGAGCUCCUGCAGGCGGUCCGCCUCUUCGCGACCAGCAAUCGCACUUAUACCCCUUCAAAAAUAACGCUGUAGCAGCUGGAACAAAUGAUCUUGCAGGAGAAAACACGACCGGAGUGCUGCUUGGAGGACUGAGAAACUUCCAAGUCGGCGGCUCCUCCUCGUCUUCGUCUUUGUCCUAUCGAAGUGGUCUUGGCGGCAAAGCAAACCAGAACCAAUAUCCUGAGGAAAAACCACGUCCCCACGCCCCGUAGUCAAGAUGGGGAAUGAUCCGCUACACAAAUCCGCAAGUUCUUUCGGCUUUCGAGCAUGACAAGUUUGGCCCCGUAGUGUAGUCCUGUUUAGCUCUAGCGCAGCGUCGAUCGCAUUAUAAAUCGACAGCUUUAUCCUGAUUCCAGCGUGACAAGCUCCCAGAUUACAGCACUAUAAAAUGGUCCUCGUGGGGCUGCGCAUGCGAAACAUAAUAUGCUUGCAGCUUUGGAUGAAAAGUCGGAUGGGGAAGUUUUAUUUCCCCGGGAUAAAAACCAAGCCGCGAAGCACGAGCCGGAAGCUUUGUCCGUGGACUUAUCAAUCGGAAAUAUCCCUGAAUGUCAGGAAGGUUGCAACUUCUGAUGCGGAUUCUGGAAUAGGCAAAAAUUUGCAUUGCGACGUGAGAUGCGCCAAAACAAACUGGCCACUUCUUGCUAUGCAAAUAGGGAAUUUCAUCUCAUGCGGAUUUUUAGGCAGCAUCAAGAGGCCUCCUCCUGCGCAAAACCUGUAUAAGUGCUUUUGCGCGCAAUAGAGACCAGUCGCGUGAUCCAAAAGAUACAUGUACAAAAAACUCCUGCAUUCACCAACCAGACUGAGAGAUAUUAUCUGCAAAAGUGCAUAGGACUUUAUUCUCCACGAUUUCGCUGUGGACACGGUGACGUGGGAGCCGAGCGGCAAGUUUCUGUUCUGCGGCGACUCGGCGGGCAAGAUGCACUGCAUCCACGUUGCAUCGAAAGCGGUGAUUUGGCAGCAACCGGUGGGCGGGGGAGGAGGUGCAGGAGGGGAGCAGGAAGGCGACAUUGGGAUGAAUCCGAAUAGUGCAGCAGCAACUUCUUCUUCUAGCGGAUUCCUGGACAUCCAGUGUCACAGAGCCUCUGUUCAUCCUGCCGAUCUUCCUACGAUAAACGCUAGUCAUACUAGUAGUGCAGGAGCCAUGGAGGUGGAGGGAGCUCCUAGUACAAAUUCUGUUGAUCAAUCGUCAAACAAGAAGGACGUCGGUGCUGGAAAUAAAGAGCAGGACCACAGCAACACAUCAUCAAGUUGUGCUGGCGGGAACAAGUUUACGCUGUCUUUUUUGCUGCGGUCAAAUUCCUUGUGCUGCUUCAACGAUUUGGACUUCUCCGAACUGGAUCUCGCUUUGGAAACCGCGCAACCGGAAAAGGCGAAGCAGGCGGUAUUACAUACAGUUUAUUUACGGUCUAUUUUGGUUCUAGUACAAGAAAAUUUGCAGGGAAACAUCUUCACCAAUAGGAUGGAUGGGUUUAUAAUUUUUACGCAUGUGUAGCUGGUUCUGGUAGCUGGAACAAAAACCCCUUCUUCGCUAAAAGUUUAUUGCUACUCGCGCUGCCGUGUUGGAUGGGUGCUAGUAACUCACUGUCAAAAACAAAAGAUAAAAUCCAAGUGUCAACAAGUACCUUCCCAUGCUAGGUUUCUGCGCUCCACGCGAAAAUGCGGAAGACGCAAGUGAAGAUUCCGAACGCGCGGCAGUACUCCAUCUAUGAAAUGCAAAAAUGUCAGGGUCUGGAAGAUUGCCAGGUUUGUCAUGCAGGUUUUAUAUGGCUCAUAUGGUUUAGAAUGCAGCACCCAGCAUGACAAAUUCUUUAAGACCUCCAUCAUGCCCGUCCUGCAUGAGAAAUUCCCUCUCAAGUUGGUAAAAAAGCACGGCUGUUGGUAAUCACGCAACACAGAUUUUCUGCAUGAUGCAGAUUUGGCAUGACAAGUUGUGACCUUCCAGACCCAGACAUUUUUGCAUUUGAUACCAUCGUGGAAAACGCGAUCGAAAAUUCCGCCGACCUCUUCGCAGUCUCGGAUUCCGUAUCAAAUGCAAAAAUGUCUGGGUCUGGAAGGUUGGGACUUGUGAUGCUAACUUUGGACUCUAGAAAAUUUUGUAUUGCGUGACCAGCAAGAGGAGUCUAGUUUGUGCUACGCGGGGAGGGCGUUUGUCAUGCAGGGUAGGCAUCAGGAAGCCCUCUCAAAAUCUGUGAUGCUAGGUGGUGCAUUACAGACAUCCUGGGUCAUGCAAAAUAUGCAUUACAAGUCUCAGAAUCUUCCAGACCCAGACACUUUUGCAUUUGAUAUUCCGCAUUGCUGGCGUACACGAGUUCCGGGCCUUCGCAUAAUUCAUCCAGAACUACACUUAUCCUGAGUAAAACCGUACCCACACCAGAGUUGUAAUGCAGAUUUGCAAAGACAGGAAGACUUGUAAUGCGCAUCCCCAUGAGAGCCAUUCCCAAUCGUGUUUUGGAAUUUGUGAUGCUGUGAACAGGAUGAGGAGGUGGAUUUGUUAUGCGGCUUCCCUUGCUAAACUGCACUACAAUACAGCCUGCAACCUGUCAUGCGUGACUCCCAAAACUCCUCGGUUUGUGUUGCAAAAUCUCCAUCCUGACCGUUUUUACUCAGGAUAACUACACUAUACACGACUUCUAGUAGUACCUCCUCGAGGUCCGGCUUCCACUUUCGCGACAGCGUCCCAAUUCGUGCGGAGCCAGUUCUGAUUCGGGUGUUCGAGGCGGGGGAGGUCGUCGGGAUUCAAUCCGCCGUGCUAGUGAUCUGCUAUCCGACGUGCGUCGAGGUCUACGACGCGAAGGCGCUGUUGUUGCUCUCCCGCUGGCAGACCAAGGAACGGAUACGCGCCGCAAGCGUGGUGCCGGAACUAGGUACAGGAUCGAUUGGUUGUUUAUUCAUAUAGGAAUGCCGUUCUAAGUUCUUUCGACGCUUCUUCUUUUUGUAAGGUCGUACUGUGCACCUGCAUCGCAAAGCAGAACAGGUGAAAAAAUCCGAAAAGUACAUCAAAACAGCCGCUAUCACGAUUUUGACGGACAAGAUGGAGCUGCGUCGGAUGACGAAUGGCGAAGUUUUUUACACGUCCGCCGCUGAGGCGGAAGCAGGGCAGCGAGCAGAACUCCUGAAUAAAGGAACUACUAUGCAGGCGAAAAAAUCUUCCCCAGUAAAGAGCGCGGCCAAGAACUUGGAAAACUUUCUCACGUGUUCCGGCCUCUUCGUAGCGACGGACGACUCGGUUUCGGUUCUGAUCGAGCAACCGAAGGCGAGCGAUUUGACUCUGCAGAACAGCCUGGAGAACGAUUUUGAGAACAGUUUGCUGCAGCAGAACCUGUCCAUUUCGCAACUGCGCCGGCAGAUGGAGAUCGCGAUCGAGCGGUCCAUUACCGGGGAGCUGCACCUGCAAGUGUCCCUGAUCGUGAACCUGGCGAAAAAGAUGUCCACGCAAAUCCCGAGCUUUGUGGCGAACUCUGCGUUGAGGUGCGUCUUGCAGUCGAUCAAGGAGACAAGGCAGCUGCUGACCGAGGUCGUCGCACUGUUGGAAAGCAGCAGCAACAGCACAAGCAAGGCCUACGACCUGAAGCGCGGGCUGCAGACGAUAACCGAGGCGUUGGCGCGACUCGCAACCUUCGAGCAAUUGGGGGAAUUGCGCCAGAUUCUGGACAGUUUGUCGAUCGGAAAGACCGCGCAGCGCGCGAGCUUGUCCGGGAGCCGAGGGGGGAACAAGGGCGGCCUGUGCGUGGGCGCGGCGAAACUGAAGGAACUGGGCAUGAUUUGGAACAAAAACGCGGAUCGCUUAAGCUUCGGCAGCCGCCAGAAAAUGCUGCAGAACCAAAACAACAACAAUAGUAACGGUGCUGCAACAGGGUCACUCUCACUAAACGAUGGAAGUGCAUCAACUAGCACCAACUGGAACCCGGCGAUUUGGCAGCAAUUUCGGCUGACCUCGCUGCCGCAGCUGUGUAUCCAGCUCGCCCAAGCGGAGAGGAUUUCCGACAUGCUGACGAUUUUCGCGCGGCACGGCACGAAGUUCACCCAACAAGAGGUGAUGCAGUUGCUCGAGGCAAUCCCCUUUUGCUCCCUCGCGGAGGACGAAGCGAGGCUGCCCGAUUGGGUGGGGUCGCAAGUGUUACCCUUGUUGUCGCACGCGACCGAGAAGCACGACGCGCGCAGGCGACUGGUGAACUGGCUGACGAGCCGCGCGCUGGACCUGGAGCAGGCGAAGGGGUGCGACAAGGCGUUGCAGUUGCUGAAAGCGGUCCUGACCCCCCACAACCGCAUGCUGUUUCCCGACGCUUUUGUCUGUCGCGCGAACUUGUGGGCCGGGGUGGCGUUGCACCACAAGCAGCAGGUCCGGGGGUGCAACAAGAACGAGGAGAAGCUGCGGCGGUUGUUUCAGGAAUUAUCCGAGAUGAUCGUUUUGCGCGAUCUGCACUGCUUCCCCCUGCGGUUGAGGGAUUUGCAACAACUCUCCCACACGGACAUUGUCUCCAAAUUCCUGCAGCGGGUUAUCGAAAGGAAAAAUCACCCCUCCCCAUAUCAAAACGAAAUUUCUGAGGCUGGAUUUGUGUACACAAAUGCUGUCUUGCUGGAGAGCACUGCAGGCCCAUACUAAGUGUGAGCAGCGAGGUUUUGAGCUAGGCACUUAGCAUGAAAAACAUCCGCACUGUAGGCCCAACGGCAUGACAAACCGCCUGCACAAUAGGCGGAGCCUGCGAGGUUGCCUUCUUGCAAGACAGACACGAUUUGUGACCACAGACCAGCGUCGCAAAUUUCCAAAAAACCUUUGCAGUAUGGGGAGGGGGGAUUUUUCCUUACUAUACGGAUCGGCGCCGCGGCGUUGCUGAAGGACGAGAUUCUGUUUCACGUCAAAAGCUACUGCGAGCGGCACGAGCUGGAUUUGGACACGGUGCUGUUCGACUACGUAAGGACAAACCUCGUGACUUCUUCUGGCACUCCCGAGGGCGGCAGGUAUCAGGACAAUAACUUCCAGCUCGGGACGGGCUUCGGUGCAGCGAAGCAAAACACAGCAGCGGGAUAUCAAGUGCAAAAAUGGUCGGGUCUGGAAGAAUUCAUGUUUGUCAUGCUUGUCUGGCAUGACUCUUAAAUCUGUCAUGCACGUUACCCAAGAGAUCCGUUUUUCUGUGAUCCAGAAGCGCAGUUUGGCAUGCAGAAUAUGCAACACCUAGGAGCUCAGAAACUUGUCAUGCUAAGCCAGUAUUUGUAGCAUCAUGAUGAGACGCCACCCAGCGUCACAAGUUUCCAGACCCAGACGCUUUUGUUUUUGAUACGGGAGCAAGUAGUGCAACAUCAGGCAACAACCCUGCGGAGAACGGCCGGAAAUUGGAGCGGGCGAUCGAGUAUCCCGUGCACAAGUAUCGCAUUCGUAGUGAUCGCAAUCAUGCAUGAGAAAUCUUCUUCUAAGUACUCAAUUUUUGUACCUGAAUCAGCAUAAGAAAUUUUCCUUUUGGAAAUAAAGUUUGUAAUGCAUGUGCUACUAGUGCGAUGUUUUUGCAAUGCAUAUCGAGGUUCUAAAGUGCAUCACCGACCCGACGACGAAGGCCAAAGCGCUGCUUAUCAAAUGCAAAAAUGUCUGGGUCUGGAAGAAUGCAAGAGUUGUCAUGCAUAUUUCUCAUGACCCAUGAUGCCUGCAAUGCUUGACUUAGCAUCGCAGACUUGUAGAGGGCUUCCUGAUCAUGUACCUUCCGCAUGAGAAGUGCCCUGUCCGUGUAGCAAAAACUGUACCCCUCUUGCUGGUCAUGCAAUACAAAUUUUUUUUGAGUCCAAAAACAGCAUGACAAGUUGCAAUCUUCCAGACCCAGACAUUUUUAGAAUCCAUACUGCUGCACAUCUUGCAACUGAGCAACACAAACUCGCAACUGCAGGAAGUGGUAAAAGACUGCAAGGAAAAUCCAGACGUGCCGCAGGACCUGAAAGACGAGAUUGACGGGCAGAUUCGGCUGUUAGACGCCUACGACGUGCUGUCGAAGCACAAUUUGUCCCAGAAAGUCAUGAUCAACCCGGUCUACGCGCAGCGGGUGUGCAUGUACCUGCUGUCCAAUAUUCACAGCGGGACCUCUGCCGAAUCCACCCUCGACGACGCGUUGGUGUUGCUGCGGGUUUUCCCGGGGGCGAUUCUCUCCCCGCUGGACGCCCGAAUCCUCCGUGCGACGAAGAUCGUGUCGGCGGACCGCUAUGAGAGUCAGGUUUUAGACCUGAAAAGCGUGCUUUCCUCGGCGGGCGAGCAGUGUUUGGAAGUGUGUGACGGGGUGGUGGAGUUUUGCUGUUCGUUUUUAAAAACGAUUUACGACAACGAAAAAACGGAGGAACGGGUGUUGUCCUGGUUGCAUUUUCGGAACAAGAAGAAUCAAGAAAAUCUGGAAAGCGAAAACGCGGACCAGUUUUUGGGAAAGUUAGGUGGAGGAGCAGCAAAGAACCAAAAGCAAAAUGAUCAUAAUGCGCAGAAGAAUAGUAAUAAGCCCGAUUCGCAGCAGUCGAACGAGCAGCUGAUGAACCCAGAUCCUUUGAAAGAGACGACGGGGGCGUAUGCAGCUUUAUCCCCGCAAAAGAAGCAGAGAGCGGACCAGCACUGCGACUUGGCUAUCAUCUCCAUCCGGCACGUGUUCGCCAUGAAAAAUUGGCACGACGUGAACUUUUACCACCGAAAGAGGAGACGAUCCAGUGACAGCCGGAACUCUGGCGGGUUGUUCUCUGCGACCGCGCAAAGUCGGAAAAGAAGCACCAGCUUGGAUAACAUCGUAAGCCAGCCAGGUGGUAUCGCCGCGGGGGUGGUUCCGACAGCGCUGACCACCGGCGACCAGGCGAUCAGUACGACCCAAAUUUCUUCCUAUCAGAUCGACGAGGAGGAGGAGGAAGCGGCCUACGGGUCCGGUUGGUCCACCUUCGGCAUGUUGGACGCACUGCAGCGGCUGUCGAAACUGCAGAAGCAGUUCAAACUGUACGGGAUAGACCCGGUGUAUGGAUGUGUCAGAGUUGAAAUCGACAAAGUUGAAAUAAUUUGUCAUGCAUAUAAAUGGAUGCCAGUUGGAACCCAGUUUCCAAGUGGCGCAAGACAAAUUUCGGUGGUCCCUGAAACCACUUUGUCGUGCUGUGUAGGCAAAGAAGGGCGACUUUCUCAUGCUACUUUAGCAGCUCGAGCUGUAACCCCAAACAGGCUUACAAUCGGCCUCACUUGCCUGCUCUGCAACACACGUGCCGCGGGUCAUGCAUUUUAUGCAUUACAAAUGAUUUCAACUUUGUCGAUUUCAAACCUGACGCUUCCAUACGGUGCUGCUGCUCGGCAACCGGGCCGACCACGUUCUUUCCGCGCUGUUCGAGCGGCACGCCAGCUCUGAGGUACACGCCUUUCUCGACCAGGCGGAGCAGAUACGAGAGUGCACAACUACCCCUUACCCUCAGUUGUAUAGCGUGAGCAGCAAGACAAACACCAGCAACAGCAUACGUGGAGCCUAUGCAUGACAAAUUUUGUGUGCCCAAUGUAGAAGAAGUACUGUUUGGGCUUCGGAAGUUGUCAUGCAAACCGUGCCACAGAGCAGCGACUGGAUUUGGGAUUUUGCAUGACAAAUGAGGGGGGAGGGGGAGUUGUGCACUGUCAUAACAGGCCGCGGCGGCGAGAGCGGCCAGUUUCAGGAAAGAGCACGAGGAGGAGGAGGAGAUGUUCGUUGGGAUGAAUAAUUCAUCUGGAGGUGCUUUUCGUGGUCAACAACAUGACGGCCUUGCUGUACAACCGGCAGCAACCUCCACCAGCACAACGACCACCUCCGCGCUUUUCACACGCCUACUCCACCUCGCGGACCUGCUCGGGUUGGGCCGCACCUACGUCUGGCAGCUGAUCGUCCGGGAAGCGUCGUCGAAGGGACAGGUGGCGAGUUUGCGGUUGACGAUGGACUUGGUGCCCAAAGACCACACGUUGCGAGAAACGAGCGGGGAGCUCCUCGACCUGGUUCGGUCCGUCGUGAGCCACUUCCGGGCGAAUCUGGGCCGGAACCAGAAGAAUUGCGCAGCAUUGAUCUUCCACUUGGCGCACCUGCUCGAUUUGCUGACCUAUUGCUUGGACUGGUGCGGGGCGCGCCCGGAAUCUUCCAUGAUGCAGCAGCAACACCACCAGCUAAUGGGAGCGAAUUACAACAACAGCAAUGGGUUUAUGUUGGGCAACAAUGCCCUCACACCAGCUCCCACCAAUCCCAACGCGGCGAUCGAGGCUCAGAAUCUCCUCCCGCUCGUCACUUACGCGGGGGAUCUCCACUUUGCCGUGAACUUGCUCCUGUCCAGCGACUUGCUGGACACGGAUGCGCACGUGCGGAAAACGGCGCCGCGGAAGCACUUGUCCGUCGUGCACGCGCACAUCAUCGAGAAUCUGCACGAGAACGACCCGUACGAGCAGUUGUUCUCGAACCAAUUCAAGGAAGUCGCGAGUCUGCUCCCCGGUCCGGCGGCACUGAAACUGGUGUUGGAAUUUCUGACCGAGCCCCAGUACUUGGAAUCGCCCGGAGUGCUGGAACACGGCGGAAGCGGUCUGCGGGGCGGCAACGGAACAAACGGUUUUUUCAUGCCGGUUCGCACGGCUCCGUAUCGACUGUCGAACACGCCCACGAGGUUGUCGGCUGGCCGGUCCCACCCCUACAGACGGAUUUCCAACGGAACUACGGGGAGAAAUUUGAUAGGUAUGAACACUGGUGCCACCUCCAGAAUGAACUCCAUGCCCGCAAGGUUCAAUACAGGUGCGGGAGGACAAGAUAGCCAACAUGGGACGACGAGUGCAAAUCAUGCAACUACUGCAAGCAACCACGGAAUAAACAACACUAAGCUUUCCCUCCCGGCGCACCACCCACACCACAACCUCUUCUCUCCGCACACGACGCCGCAGAAAAAUCGGUCGACUUCGUUGAAGGAAAUUUACGACAUGCUACGGACCAGCCGGUGCUUGGACUGGGCGAAACAGGCCAUCGCGAGGGGCUUGUGGGACAACAGCAUCGACGUUUUAUCAAAUGCAAAAAUGUCUGGGUCUGGAUCUGGAAGAAUGCAUGUUUGUCAUGCUUGUCUGGUAUGACUCGUAAAUCUGUCAUGCACGUUACCCAAGAGCUCCGUUUUUCUGUGAUGCAGGAACGCAGUUUGUAAUGCAGAAUAGGCAACACCUAGAAGCUCAGCCUCAGAGACUUGUGAUGCUGAGCCAGCAUUUUUGGCCUCAUCAUGAGACGCCACCCAGCAUCACAAGUUUCCAGACCCAGACAUUUUUAUAUUUGAUACGCUUCCCCCCGAAACAACUGCAGCUCAAACAGCCACCUGUACCAGGAGCUCUGCCAGGAAUCCGCACUUUCCCUGAUUUUCGGCACCUCCCGCGGCUCCACCCUCGACGCGUUGCUGUUCCUCGGGUACAUGGGGUGUUUGUCCCACGAAGUGUGCCGAGACGUGUACCAGCAGGCCAUCACCCAGAUCGAGCAGGAGGGCGCCAGCUUGAAAAUGCAGGAGCUGUGUACCUUGGGGCGGGUGCUUGGCUUCCUGCUGAAGAAAGACGACCUGAAGAUCCGGAUGGAGAAGUCGGAAACCACCUGGAAGUGGUCAACCCGGUUGAAAGGGUUCGAUCUGCCCUUCGAUCUGCUGCAAAACACGAAAGAGGACCAGCGGCUCACGAACGAUUUGUUGCCGGAAAUCAUCCAGAAAUCCCAGUUUUCUUUGCCGAUCGUUUUGGAAUUCGCGUCGGAUUUCAAGCUGAACAAACCGGAGGUGUUGGCGCUGUGGGUGAAGUUGAUGCUCCUGCGGCCGACCGCGCCGGCAAAAAACCGGUGCUGGAUCUUGCAGGUGUCGAGUGAGGGCCAGGAAGUGUUUAAGCAGGUGUUUGACCAGAGCUACCAGCACAAAAUCCCCCCGCAUUUACCCUUUCUGGACGAUCCCACGCUGGUGUUGCAGACGGUUCUGUCGGGCAUUUCUCCCUACGACUACGAGCGGAUCCGCUUCGUGUUGCGCUUCCUCUGCGAAAAGUCGGCGAACAAAGGAGCGGGCGGCCGCGGGGGAGACACUGGCACAACUGCUGGUGGCAAGUUAGACAGCAGCCGGCUUGGCCCGGGAUUGGAGGAUCUGAAUCAUAUGAUUGAUGGGGAUGAGGGAGUAGAACAUCAAAUGCGAGGGAACAUGAACCAGCGAGGAGCUACAACUGGCGGCGACUUGACAGAAAUGCUCGCCAGGGCAUCCACCAGCGCGGCGCGAAACCCCCCCGGGUCGGCAGCUUCGCGAGGUUUAGGUAGUGGGAUGAAGAAGCAACCACGAGAAUUUUUAAACCACCAGCAGGAAGAAGAAGAUAAUCUGGUGUUGCAGGAUCACCCUGGCCGUGACGGUACCAUACGGCAACCAGGCGGUACGGGCACCCCCGUGUCCUCUCGAAACAACAACAACAAGUCCGGCCAGCAAGUGCCCAGCUCGCAGAAGAAGUUCCAGCAAACAAACCACUCCGGGUCCAAACCGAAUUCCGCCGCUCGGCCAAGUUCCCCGCACCCUUUCCCCCGCGCGUUGCAGCAAACCACGAUCAAACGAGAAGCGUCGGCGCUGGAGCGGGUUUUGGAGGUUUUGCAGCGGUACCACCGGUUCUCGCCGCCUUCCGACCGGGAAAAAAAGGAGAUCACGAAGUGGCGCAAAGAGAAGGGUUUGUCCGUCGAGGUCGAACACAUUGUGCUCCAACUCGCGGAGUCUCGUCUUCCCUGGCACUACUUGCUGCAGAACGAGACGAGAUGGACCUUUCUCCGGCCGGAGCUCGCCGCGCGAAGUGAGGACGGGGUGAAGCGAUUGCUGCCCAUCACCUGCUACCUCCCCGGGAUAUCGCCCGACGACGUGCAUUUGGAAUAUUUGAAGCACCUGUUGACCACAAGUUGCGUGUCCUCCUCUUCAAAAUCGCUUGGGCUCGCGGCGUCGUCAGGCGCGGCAGGAGGAGCAUCUAGUACAACUUCCGCAUCGAGUAGCUCCUCGAGCGGGACAUCAACUUCCUCGUCGAAGAAUAAAAUCGCGGAGCAUCUCCGCCUGAUUCAGGAUAAAGACAAGGCAGAGCGCGCCGCGGCAGAGAUCCAGAAGCAACUGAAACUGUCCCCCGAGCUCUGCGAAGUAGCGGCUUUCCGGGCGGAGCGCGCGUCCCAGGCGGUGCUGGCGCAAAUCCAGGAUUUGGACAAAAAUCCGGACCGCGAUCCAAAAAGACGGCAGAAACUGCGCCAGUUGCAGGAGGAGAAAGCGAAACUGGUCAAGAACUCGCUAAUCUUGAAGUCCCGCCUGGAUUUGCGGGAUUGGGGCUGGGAAAUGUUCGAAAACGUCUUGAUCCGGUGCGGCGCGGUCACUUUUAUGACCUGUGUGUACUACUAUUUGGCGCCCCGGACCGCGAAGAUUCCUUUGUCUGAGUUCCACAAUCGGGUGGACAUCAUUCUCCGACGGCACGGCUCCGACCCGAAGAAAGAAAAGAUCGCGCUGAUGCGCACCUUAUGCUCUGCAAAAGUAUCGUACCCGUACUUCUAAUUGCAAUCAUGCAUGACAAAUCCCCCUCCCCGGGGGGGAUAUAAAUUCGGACGCACUGACAAAAAUAGAGGCGGAACGCAGUGAGGAGAGUUGCCUCGCUGUCGUUACCGACCCAAGAAAGAUCCGUAUCGUAAACGUGCGCACACUGUGCAACAGAUCCGAUAGAUUUUUUUUUUUCCGGCUGUCCCCCACAUAUUAGAAGAUUGUCGUCAAAGAUUAGUGAUCUGAUUGUGUUACUCCAUAGACGCCUUCGCGAUAUUUUUUUAGCGGACCCCGCACGAUAUCCCUGAUGCGUUUCCCGCAUAGUAUUGAACGUCUUUGACUCAAACACAUAGACACCCCUCGCUACGGCACACCUCAUCUGCCUAGUCGCCCCUAGGUAGGUGCAGGAAUUUUCUGUGUGGGCUUUUUGUGCUUAAUUAUUCCAACAGGGGCUGAGUCUUUUUUUUCUGCCUUGCCAGCAGAGUUGUAUGGAUGGGGGGGAAUUGACGGAAGUGGCGCGAGACCUUGGUGACGAAGCAGACGACAAGCGCGGGAAUGGUACAAAUCAAAAAAAAGAGAUGGCAUAAACGUGCUCUGCUUAACUGUGUGAAAGGUGUCGGCCCUGUGUAACCUGCUGCGGCAGGCAGGUGAAUUCGUAGAACUGCAUCACAUGUUAGGCAACAUCCACCGGCCUCCUAGCUAAGUGAUGAAUUUAUAUGCGCACAUCCGAAUCCGAAUCCGUAAACAGAGCGGGGCCCAAUGAAAAAAAAAAUCAUGCAUGACAAAUCUUGUUUCUUAGCCAAAUUAGCAUUACAAACUCCAUUGAUUUUUCCCCUCUGAAAAAACUUGUAUUGCGAUUUAUACUAGAACGAUGCUUUUGCAAUGCAUACACGUGGCUGACAUCCGGGUCCUGGACGCCGACCGAGUUGGUGAAAAACGACCCGGCCGGGCAAGUGGAAAUUGCGGAGUUGGAAAAAAUCUUCUCUAGCAGCUCCGGCAGAUUUUCAGCAGGCGGCGUGAGUGGGGACAAUCUGCAGCUGCAGCCGAGUGGUAGUAAGAAGGACCACCAGCACGGAGCGCUUGGCGGAGCAUCGUCCACCUCUGAGGCAGAGAUCAUGUUAACAGAUGUGAAGCAAGCCAUCACUGGUAACUCCGCCGCUUCGUCCUCAACCGGGGCAGCUUCGGGUGGCAACGGUAACAGCAAUAGUGCGACAGGAGUUCCGUUCGCGGCCCUAACCGAGCUGUGGUGCCAAUCGCCGAACGAGAGACAGAUGAUCGCGAGGAUUGCGUUAGUCGCAGCGCCGGGCGUGACGAAACAAAAAUUGAGUGCGAAACCAAGUGACGACAUGGUGGGCUCCGUGUUUGGAGAUGAUCACAUCAAGGAUGUUGACGGAAUAAAUGAGCACAGUCAAAGCAGGACGACACAGCACCAGCAUGGGGAUGAUAGUAAUACGAAAGGAGCCAACUCUACUUCUUUGAAGCGCCAUCGGAACAUUUCUCCCGAGCGAGCAGAUCAGGGUGGAGACAACAACAAGUCCUCUGGGGGUCAUGUGUCCUCCUCCUCCGCCACGGAACAAACUACCGUGCAAGAAAACCUCCAGCAGGACAGAAAUAAGAAGAAACUGAAAAGACAAAACACGACCAGUUCCGCCGACAAUGAAAAUGGUGAAAAUAACAAUCACAAUCCCUCUGCCGACGAAACUUCCACAGCGCUCCGGUCGGUGAUCCGCCUGUACCUUCACUGGCUUUUACGGGACUCCCUCACCACCAACGCGUGCUGCCGCUGUUUCUGCGUGUUGCUGCAGGUCGCGACGGUGCAGGAGAUUCUCACCGUCUACCACCACCCACCCGAGGAGCUGUGGGACUAUUUCCGGACUUUCCUCUACUUGAACGCGUUAGAGAAGCUCCGCGUGGUAUUACAAUGAAAAAUGCCCCGACCCCCGAGCUUCGGAGCAUUUGUAUUCCGCAAACCUUUCCAAAAGAAACAUUCGCCCUCUUGCAUCUAUCAGCAUCACAGAUUUCCCAUCGUGAAUAGCAAGAAUUUGUAUUGCAGAAGAUCCCAGCAAGAGCGGCCCUGUCAUGCAAGCGAUGCGAUAUACAGCUAGACCCUGCAUCAGAAAGAUUCAUAUUCCUUUCAUGCAUGACAAAAAGACUUCAUUUGGAAACUUCGCAUCACAUAUUUUUGCAACUUUGGGGGUGGGGGCAUAAUUUUUCACUGUAAUACGUGGGGCACAUCGACCUAACCACUUUCCGCGACACAGACAAGGAGGGGUUGGCGCGGAGCUACUGGCGGCAGCAGCACAAGGAUCCGCUGUUGGUUGCGGUGAUUACAGGCUUGGUGCUGGAUUUUCAAGUGUAUGAUCCGAAGUUUCUCUCGCAGAUUUUGCUGAGAUUGCUCCAAUUGCAAAUGUCCACGUUUUAUCAAGUGCAAAUAUGUCUGGGUCUGGAAAGAAUGGAAUUUGUGAUGCUAACUCUCGAUGAUACAAAAACCUGUAUUGCAUGAGCAGCAAACGGCACUCAGAUUUUUGCUAUUCUGAGAAGGCAUUUCUCAUGCGGUAUAGGCAUGAGAAAGCCUUCACAAAGCCUGUAAUGCCAAAGCAUGCAUCACCGACAUCGCAGGCCAUGUGAAAUUUGCAUGACAAACUCGUCCCCCAAUCUUCCAGACCCAGGCAUACUUUCAGUUGAUACGUUCCUCCAAGACGCGCUGCUCCACAUGCACAACUCUGGGUUUCUGUUGGAAAUGCCGCUAGAUAACGAGCUGGGGACGGCGUUUCAAAAGAUCUUGCUGGAUCACUCGUGUCAACUCGUGCAGCAAGGGUUAAACAAGAUCGACUUGGACCAACUCAACCACGCCAUCGACUGGCUCAAGCUCGUCCCGCAGCUGCUGAAAAGAUCCCCCUACGUGACGCACCUGAAGAUUCUGGAAGCCGCGAGGCAGAUACUGGAAUCACUGCUGAACGCCUCGGUGGUCGGGAGACAAUUACUGUCAAAGCACGCGAACUUUGGGAAGGAGCUCGAUGCUUCGGGCAAUUACAUCGGCAGUGGUGGAACUUCAACGGGACACAUGACAACCAAUGCGAGGACCACAACCUUCGGCAUGGUUGCGAGCGCGAGCACGACUAUAUCAAGUACUACUGGCACUAGUGCUGGUCAGAACACGAUAAUAGCCGCCGCGGAACGGAUUUUUCUGUUGACCUUGGAGCUCGCUUACUGCACACCCCAAGCGAAUUCUCUGCUAGACGACUUUGUGGUGAAGAAGUAUCCGGUUUUGCUACCACUGUGCUUAUCCGGACUCCCGCCAGGGGCGCUGAGACCCGGGCUGUUUCACGCGGUGCUGCAGCAGAACUUUGUCAAGGUAAUUCACUAUGAUAGAGCGCUGCUAAGGGCGUGCUGCGCAUAGAGAAAAUCUGUUUUGUCAAUCAGUGCUUGCGAUGCUGUUUCCUUGUGCAACUCAACGACGUAUUCUCACAAAAAAAAAAACAGGAAGUACGUGCCUACACCUCUUCCACUACCGAUUCUGUCACGACAACGCGCACGACCGACUCCCAGCUGUUUUCCGAGCUUGUCAUUUACGCGGUAAAGCAAUCGCAGAUCAAAAACUUGCUGGACGCGGCGAUCGAUCAGAAUCUGCUGGAAGACGCGGUGAAUCUGGUCUUUUUGUACGCUAGACACCACGGCAUCCUCCACGUGUGGCAAACCGAAACGACGGCAACGCUUAUCAAGGUGAAAAAUGCCCACGCCCCCGAACUUGGGAGCAUUUGUAUUGCAAACUUUUCCAAAUGAAACAUUCGCCCUCUUGCAUCUAUCAGCAUCACAGAUUUCCAAUCGUGAAUAGCAAAAAUUUGUAUUGCAAAAGACCCCAGCAAGAGUAGCGCUUGUCAUGCAAGCGAUGCGAUACACGCCUAGACUCUGCAUCAGAAAGAUUCAUACUUCUUUCAUGCAUGACAAAAAGUUUGCAUUUGGAAACGUCGCAUCACAAGUUUUUGCGACUUUCGGGGUGGGGGCAUUUUUCACUGUAAUAAUGCUGACCAGCUCCACCGUGGUAAACUCGGAAAAAGCGAAGUUUCUGCAGAAUUUGGUUUCGCAGUACGAACAUUCAAAAGAGACGGCCGGCCGGGAAUUCGCCAGGCUCUGCAGGAUGAAACAGUGAAGAUUUGCUAUACGUGCUUCACUGACACUGUUCGACUUCGAGGGCCUGCUCACUUGUACAUCCAGCUGGCGGGCAGGCGUGUGUAAAAAGCUUUUUUUCAAUCAGGAUCGAUGGCGCGUAUUUUUGCGUGGCUUUUACAGUCUUGUGCCUUGACACCUCAAUCGAUAUAGUAAUUCUCAAGUACAAGAAAAGGAAAAGUGCUUCACUAGUAACCAAGUCCAAUACAUACUUAUUCUAAGGUCUGAGCAUUUAGGUUCAACACCAAUCGAUGAAUGAUAUGCAAUAGCAAAGUCAGAAAUGGAACGCGUUUUCACUUUUCAGGUUGUUUCGGUUCAAGACAAAAGCAAGAGCUCUUUCGUUGCUCUUCGAUAUGGAUUUCCGGUUUUAUUGCAAAGAAUAAGAAAUAAGCAGCCUCUCAUGCUCAGUUCUCAUUUCAGAUUUUCUUCCAGAACUCAUCAAAUUCAGAGGACGUGGGCCUCGUUGUGAAAAAAGCGACCGUGGCAGGACGGAAAUGCAAUUACAAGGGUAAAACCAGAAGAGAUUGUUUCCGCGACUCGAUUUGCUUGAUGUUCACGUCGUCCCGGUGGACGAGGGGUCGUCUGUGUGAGUCCAAAAACCGCUGUCACAACUCUUCAUCGUGCC
Messenger RNA from Amoebophrya sp. A120, 17490 nucleotides. The record is from the annotation of a GenBank genome assembly. NCBI's taxonomy places the organism in Eukaryota, Dinophyceae, Syndiniales, Amoebophryaceae.